This is a messenger RNA of Siniperca chuatsi (mandarin fish), 4324 nucleotides long. RefSeq names its product nitric oxide synthase 1 (neuronal) adaptor protein a (gene nos1apa). The transcript is spliced from 10 exons. The record is from RefSeq and is a predicted model, not a curated record. Bases 426 to 2120 code for a protein of 564 amino acids. Gene Ontology annotation, molecular function: nitric-oxide synthase binding. NCBI's taxonomy places the organism in Eukaryota, Metazoa, Chordata, Actinopteri, Centrarchiformes, Sinipercidae.
GAAACAGGUGGGAUCCCCGGACUCCUCCAAUCACACCCUCCCUCCGUGCUGGGGGAUAGUCCAGGGCAGGAGGCAGGACCCAACCAACUUCCACACUCACCACAGGAAAAGUCGUGAAAACACAUCUGUCCCAGCGUGUCGCUGUUUCUGGUUCCUGCAUGUGUUUUUAAAGCUGUUACGGUGAAUAUUUGCAGGGCAGCAGUUCGCCGGAGGCUGGAGAAGUAGUUGCCGCCACUUGGCCGCUGUUGAGGGCGGUGUAGUAGCGUUGUAAUGCUGGGACAGUUUGCUGCGAUGGAGAACAUGUAACGUUACUAACCGGAUUUGGAAUUGUCUUUUCUUGGAUUACUCCCUCGACUCGACUCGGUUCAUUUCCCUUUGAUAUUCUCUUGGUUCCUCUGGUAGUGUGGAAGGUAAAUACUUUGAAAAUGCCUGGAAAAACAAAGUACAACCUCGUUGACGAUGGGCAUGAUUUGAGGAUCCCGUUGCACAACGAGGAAGCUUUCCAGCAUGGGAUCAACUUCGAGGCAAAGUACAUCGGCAGUCUGGAUGUGACGCGGCCGAGCAGCCGAGUUGAGAUUGUGGCUGCGAUGAGAAGGAUAAGGUAUGAGUUCAAGGUGAAAAACAUCAAGAAGAAAAAAGUCAACAUCGUGGUGUCUGUAGACGGCGUGAAAGUCAACUUGAGGAAAAAGAAAAAAAAGAAGGAGUGGAUGUGGGAUGAGAGCAAGAUGAUGGUGAUGCAGGAUCCCAUUUACAGGAUAUUCUAUGUGUCUCAUGACUCCCAGGAUCUGAAGAUUUUCAGCUACAUCGCCAGAGAUGGACAGAGUAAUGUCUUCCGCUGCAAUGUCUUCAAGUCCAAGAAGAAGAGUCAGGCCAUGCGUAUUGUGCGGACAGUCGGCCAGGCGUUCGAGGUUUGUCAUAAACUCAGUCUGCAGCACACGCAGCAGAAUGCAGAUGGACAGGAGGACUGCCACAGCGAAAAGAACGGCAACGACUCCUCUGUCACAGGCGUGCGUGCUUAUCCACCUGUAUGUGUGUGUACUUUCCUCGGCUCAGCUCGAGAGCUAACGGGCGCGGAGAAGACGGCGCCUGUCACCGAGGAGACGGAUAUCGAUGCGGAAGAGGUGAGCCAGGUACCGGCAGCAGAGGAGUUAAACCUCAAUAGAGGAGUGACUGAUUUGGAUGCCACAGCCAAGACACCUGACCUGAACCACUCAGAGAGCAAGGCUUCAGAGGAGGCCUCUCUGCUGAUGUCAAGCCCCAGGAUGCUGCUCCCUGCAUCAGGCACUUUGCCACCAGGUGCCCCCCUGUCUGUCCACCACCAGAUCCAGCUGCUCCAACAGCAGCUCCAGCAACAACAGCAGCAGACACAAGUGGCUGUGGCACAGGUCCACCUGUUGAAGGACCAGCUGAGUGCGGAGGCCACUGCGCGGCUGGAGGCACAGGCUCGAGUCCACCAGCUGCUGCUGCAGAACAAAGACCUGCUGCAGCACAUUUCCCUGCUGGUUAAACAGAUCCAGGACCUGGAGACCAAGAUGUCUGGACCAAACUCCAUGGGAUCUCAGGACAGUUUGUUAGAGAUCACCUUCCGAUCGACAGUAACGUCAGUGAUCUGCGACCCCACAACACCUAAACCUGAGAUGUCUGCCCUCAACCUGCCCGCGCUGGGCACCACUGAUGGGACCAGCAACGCCUUCUCAUCUUCCAAUGGGACUCUGGGAAGCCCCCUAGGUAGGGACCAGUGUCUUCUCAAACUGGAGUGUUUCCGUUUCCUCCCAGGGCCUCCGGCUCCUCGCCUCCCCUCGCCUCCCCCGCUGCUCAAGGCUAACAGGCCAGACAGCAAAGGUCAAGAGGUGUCUGAGGGCACAGCAAAGUUGUUGUCCUGUGAUGUCAAAUCUCUGGGCUGCCUGGACUUUGCCAGCUUUCGCGAGUCAGGUAUCGCCUCAGAGUACGAGUCGAACACAGACGACAGCGAUGACAGGGAGGAUGAGGAUGAGGGGGAGGACGAUGAGGAGGAGAUGGAGAUCUUUGGCUGGGGGACGGACGAGGAGACACUAAGGCUGCUUAAUGUUCUCAACAGACAGGGAACUCCUGACUGUCUGGGAGAUGAAAUAGCAGUGUAACUGCUCCCCUGAAGAAUCCUGUUGAGAUAAAACACAAUAGCCUUGACCUGUUUUUGUCCAUUCACUUCAAACUACUCUGUGGGAAUAACCAUGUAGCGAACUAACAUCUGUCAGACGUGCACAUUUAUAUAUACAAGGCUUACACCAAUAUAUUGGUGUAAUAUAGUUGCAAUUGCAUAUAAGAGAAAGGAACAACUCAAAUAGAUAAAUAAACAAAAACAAAUUUGCUGUAGGCGGAAGGAACUGAGGUAUAGACAACUUGAGUAGCCCUGAUCUGGUCAAAUUACAUAUCACAGUCUUUAUUUAUUUAUUUAUUCAUUUAUUGCACUGGUUAAGUUGCUAUAAGAACUUUCCCCUCCCUCCAGUGUGUCUGUUUUCACAUACAUAUCAUUAAUAUAUAUAUAUAUUUAUCAAAGUAUUUAAUACUUUUAUUAUUACUAUGUUGUAUUAAAGGCAUAAUGAGUAGGAUUUGUCGGAUGCUCUUUGUAAACACACGAUUCAAUGUUGGCCCUUCCUCAACGGCUCAACGAGCGAGCGAGACAGCAUCGGUGGUCGAUUGAGCUAGAGAGUGAAUGAGAGAGAGAGGGAGCGGCGUUAUCGAGAACAAAGCAGUGAAUCAGAGAAACGAAACGGUAUUUUCUGAUUGUUUCAUGGCAGUUACGUUCUAAAGCACAAAAAAAUACGGCCACACCUCCGCACAACCCUAUGGGAAGGAGCCACAUUGCCGGAUUUUGUGUGAAUGCAGCUGAAGCCAUGCUUCAUCCUGUCCGCUAGCCUCUGCUUUGCGUGUGUGUGUAGCUCAGCCCUGCUCUCAGUCAAACAGACACACAGACUGCCGCUAGUUUUUAUAGAGUCCUGACCUCACACCCUGCGCGCUGCCCAAAGGUUGACACGAAGAAACGUUUUUGUUUUUUAGGAAAAUCCUCCUCACUAUGCCUUUAAGUAUCAAGACUGUCAGACAGUCCUGGAUCAGGGCUAUGAAUGUACAGAGGCACCAGAAACAACUGGGUUUCCUGCUAAGUUUUAAAAUCAGCCUGAGUCCAAGCCGUCACACUCCACUCAGAGUCAGUGCACGUCGUCAGCUAGGGCAUAUGUCUGUAACUGUCACAUUUAUUUUCUGUUUGCUGCCAAAAAAAUACGUAGUUUAUUUACAGUCAAAUUCGUGUGGAUAAAAUAAGAAGAUAAUUCACUUCACAUUCAGUCGGAACACACCUUAAGAAUAUUAGUUUCACCUUAAGUAUCCCCUAUUGGUCACACCUGUAAUACAUGUGUCAAGAGACAACUGUGUGAAUCUAAUCUUUAAUCUAUAUGCAUACUCAUAUAGUCUUGUUUCUUAAAACCCAUUUUGCUUCUUUCCUUCCUUUUCUUUUGCCUCUUUUCUUGAUUACUCACACAGACCUCUUAUCCAUAUAUCACACACACUCCCAAAAUCUCCUCCCAGCUCUGUUGAUGAAUUUCAAUUUGAGAGCUCUAUAACAAAAUCCUCCCUUCGAAAAAUUUUAAUUGCAAGUUAGUCUGACUUUAUCAUGAAGAUAUCAGGAUUUAACAUGAAAUCAAACCAAAAGCUAAGGUUAGUUCAGAGGCAGGCUUUCAGUUCGUCAGGAUUGGGAGCAUAGCUGUCAGUCAUGCUGGCAGGAACAAGACGACAGGGUUUGGGGCUGGAGAGACUGAUGAGCUCUUGUCCUUGCUGGAGUGAAAAGUGACUCUUCUGCUGAGCAAAGAUGAACACUUCAACCAAAUCCGUGGAGGAACUUUAUUGCCGUCUCUAUGUUUGGAGAGGGAAAGCCCUUUCUUGCUCAGCUCAUAAUUAAUCAAAGACUAUUUUUAGACAAAAAAUCUGUAUCUGUACUGUAUGUACAAACUUUGUUUUCUACGUCAUCCCACAGAACUGUUGAACUGCUCCGUCCUUGACUUCUGCAGGCACCCCUCUUUCUGUCUCCUCACAAUUUGUUGACUUGGUAGUCAGAGCAUGUUUGCACUCUUGUCCACACAUUUCCCCGCUUUUUAAUUUAUGCAAAGCCGGGAUUAGUUGGACCUCGAGGAACACUGUUUGUUUCUUUUAUUCAUCGUGUAAACAAAAACUCUUCCCUCCUGCCAGAACAGCAGCUCACGGAUGACAGCCAAAAGUGGUCUCGUUUGUUUAAACCCAGCUCUGUGUAUGGCCUCCAAGCACAAUGCCGUAUUAAAGUAUUCAUUUUGUUUCA